This is a messenger RNA of Nematolebias whitei (Rio pearlfish), 2869 nucleotides long. RefSeq names its product syntaxin binding protein 5L (gene stxbp5l). The record is from RefSeq and is a predicted model, not a curated record. Gene Ontology annotation, cellular component: plasma membrane; SNARE complex; cytoplasm. Gene Ontology annotation, molecular function: syntaxin binding; myosin II binding; GTPase activator activity. The transcript has 17 exons. Bases 1 to 2400 code for a protein of 799 amino acids. Lineage: Eukaryota; Metazoa; Chordata; Actinopteri; Cyprinodontiformes; Rivulidae. Gene Ontology annotation, biological process: regulation of protein secretion; regulation of exocytosis.
AUGUUCUAUAACUCAGGAAAGAUACAGAAGGAUGGGAGGAAGGAGUCAUGUAAACCCAUUCUCAAAGUUGAAUACAAAACCUCAAGAAACAGCAGUGAGCCUUUUGUUAUCUUCUCUGGUGGCCUUUCAUACGAUAAGGCAGGGCGACGGCCAGCGUUGACCAUCAUGCAUGGCAAAGCUAUGACCGUUCUGGAGAUGGACUAUCCUAUUGUAGAGUUUAUGGCACUCUGCGAGACUCCUUAUAAUAACGAGAUCCAGGAUCCCUACGCUGUGGUAGUGCUGUUGGAGAAGGACUUAAUUGUAGUGGAUCUGACACAGAGCACUUUCCCCGUGUUUGAGAACCCUUACCCAAUGGACGUCCAUGAGUCUCCCGUUACCUGCACAGCUUAUUUCGCAGAUUGUCCUCCAGACAUCAUCCCUAUUCUCUACUCUAUAGGAGCGAAACACAAGAAGACUGGCUACAGUCAUAAGGAGUGGCCGAUUGGUGGAGGAACAUGGACAUUAGGCUCUCACACCUAUCCAGAGAUCAUCAUCACAGGACACGCUGAUGGAUCAAUAAAAUUUUGGGAUGCAUCUGCAUUCACACUGCAGAUGUUGUACAAGCUGAAAACCUCCAAAGUCUUUGAGAAGCCAAAGCCUGGUGAGGGUCGGGCUGCUGAAUUGGUAGAAGAAGAUCCCUUUGCUGUUCAAAUGGUCAGCUGGUGCCCUCAGAGUCGAAUCUUCUGUGUAGUCGGCAUCUCCGCUCACAUCAUCCUGUAUCGCUUCAGUAAAUAUGAUGCCAACACUCAGAUAGUGGCGCUAGAAGUACGCCUGCAGUGUGAUGCUGAGGAUGUCAUCACGCCUUCAGAAAAUGAAAACAAUCCCUGUUUCUCAGAGUCAGGCUCGCACUCACCCCAACCACACCAUCAAUACCCAGUCAGCCCGGGCAGCAGAACGCCGGAGGGGGCCAAAGACAGUGUCCCUUGCCUCAAGGUGAAAGAACGAGUGGUCCGAGUUCCUCCUGGCUACCAGUCAGACCUGGUCAUCCAGCUGCUGUGGGUCGAUGGAGAACCACCCCAACAGAUCACCAGCCUAGAUAUCAAUUCUGCAUAUGGCCUCUUGGCGUUUGGGAACUGCAAUGGGCUAGCAGUGGUGGACUACUUGCAAAAAACGAUCAUAUUGUGCAUGUCGACACUGGAUUUGUACGGAGCCACCGACCCCUACCAGCGCCUUACUCGUUCCCCUCGUAGGAACAGACAGUCCACCUCAGGCCUUACUGAACUCACUGACAACCAGCAGUCCAUUGACAUGGAGAGAAGCAAGUCACCGACGUCAGAUCAUGUCAAUGGACAUUGCACUAGCCCCACCUCCCAGCCCUGCACGGCGGGGAAACCUCGUGUUCCAAUGGGUCCCGAGGGGCCACGGCUUACCCGCAGAGGCCCUGGCCGACCACCCUUCCGCAAGGCCCAGUCUGCUGCUUGCAUGGAGAUCUCUUUGCCUGUGUCCCACACUGAAGGUGCGGUCCAGAUGCUGAAGGGCUCUGUGUUACGCUUUGGUUUCUUGGAUUGCAUGGGAGUCCUCAUUCAGAGCCCAUAUGAGGUUUGGCGGGACCAAAAUGCCCCUGAGGACCCUGAUCGGCUGCGGAGGCGCAAACUGGUCCACUUUUCUCCGUCAUCCUCCCAGGACGCCUACGGAGAUGGACAUUUGGCCGUGGUGUGCUCCGAGAGGCAGGCCAAAGUCUUCAUGAUGCCCUCGCAGACUUGCCUCUUCGUGCACAACAUCACAGAGUCCUCUUUUGUGCUGCGAGCCGACGUGGUAUCUGUGUGUAACAGCGUGUGCCUGGCCUGCUUCUGCGCUAACGGACAUGUCAUGACUCUCAGUUUGCCCAGUUUAAGACCGCUGAUGGAUGUCAAUUACCUGCCUCUGACAGACAUGCGCAUUGCUAGAACAUUUUGUUUCACCAAUGGGGGGCAGGCGCUUUAUCUCAGUUCCCCCACGGAGAUUCAGAGAAUUACAUACAGUCAGGAGAUGUGUGACAACCUGCAGGAAAUGUUGGGAGAGCUUUUCACUCCAAUAGAAACACCAGAAGCCCAGAACCGAGGAUUUUUAAAGGGCUUUUUUGGAGGAAAUGCCCACACAUUUGACAGAGAAGAGCUCUUUGGUGAGGCUGCAGCUGGGAAGGCUUCCCGCAGUCUGGCGCAGCACAUCCCUGGUCAGGGAGGGAUGGAGGGCAUGAAAGUGGCAGCAGGCGGGGCGGUGGGUGAAUUAGCUCGAGCUCGUAUUGCUCUGGACGAAAGAGGCCAAAGGUUGGGCGAGCUGGAGGAUCGAACCGCCCUGAUGAUGACCAGUGCAGAAACUUUCUCCAAACAUGCCCAUGAGCUCAUGUUGAAAUGCAAAGACAAGAAGUGGUACCAGUUCUAACAGGAGGACUGACGGAUGAGACUGUCUGCUUAGAACUUCAUGCUGCGACUGGACUUUCACUUUAUAAAUGAAAGCAAUUAGAGGAGACACAAGCGUGACUUUGUCUUUGCAGCUUCCGGGACUGGCUGUGUGUACAGCGCUGUCACGUUGCUGAAUUACGAGAACAAGCUUGUUCCUCAUCUAGAUCGGCCGAGACGCGAGUUGUAAGAGGAUGUCGGAAUUUGAAGGCCUAAAGAUGAAACGGGAAAUAUCUAACAAGUCUGUAUGUGUAUGAGUGUGUGUGCGUGUGUGUAUGUGCGUAGUUGGUUUUCCUGAUUUUCUGACCUUACAGUGUAGAUACAAGUUAUGAAACCAACAAGAAAUGCAUGAAACAUUGGAUGAGUAUUAAAAAUAUACAACUGCCAUAUAAAAGCAGCAUGCCACUUUAACAGGAGAUUUGAAAUGGAAAAAAAAAAUAUUUAUAAUGUAA